AUGAACUCAACAAUGAGGGGACGAUUUGCUUAUGAAGAUAUUUUAGGAGAUCAGUUUCAGUUGCGAGCGUUAAAGGGCACAACAUUUCCUCACAAUGUUAUGUCGUCGAGUAUACAAUUGUGUCAAUCUCAAGUCCGAGUGAGGGAGAUGUGCACCACCCAUACCAAUAUGGUGCGCCGUGGUGGAAAAAGUUGUGAUUUUGGCUACAGGACAACAUUUUCCAAAAAGGAAGUUAUGCAGCCUCAUGUGCUGCUGACAUAG
Messenger RNA from Necator americanus (New World hookworm), 261 nucleotides. RefSeq lists its product as uncharacterized. The record is from RefSeq and is a predicted model, not a curated record. Bases 1 to 261 code for a protein of 86 amino acids. Lineage: Eukaryota; Metazoa; Nematoda; Chromadorea; Rhabditida; Ancylostomatidae. The transcript is spliced from 2 exons.